CGCAGACGAGGAAUAUGCCAAAAGAUCCCUGAAAAGAAAAUACGAAGAAAACACUUCGACAGGAAUAGUCGAAUUCCGCAGAGAGAGAGAGAGAGAGAGAGAGAGAGACCGCGUUUUGAUGCUCCCUACUAGUAUUCCCCGGAGCGGAAUAAGAGAGGGGGCUUAUCCCGCACGCGGUAACGCUUAUUCACCUCCUAAUCCCAUUCCCAGAGGAGACGAGGGGGAGGAGCUCGUCGAGGUCGGAGCCAUGGAGAUACUUAGCCCCUCGCCGCCCCCGAGACCCGCCGUUGAACGCUACGGAGGAGGAGGAGGAGGAGGAGCGGGGCCGGCGAUGAUGGGGCUCCGGCGGGUGGCGCCGGCGCCGGGGGCGAGGGACGGUCGGGUGGAGGGGAGGCUCCACGUCGCCGUGGGGAGGUCGCCGGAGAAGACGCUAGGGUUGCUCCGCUGGGCGUUUCGGAGGUUCGGGUGUAGGGAGAUCGGGCUCGUCCAUGUGCACCAACCCUCCCCCGUCAUCCCCACCCUGUUAGGAAAGAUUCCAGUAAAUCAAGCAAAUGAGGAACUGGUGUCUAAUCAUCGAUUGGUGGAGAAAGAAGCAACAAAGAAAAUUCUACUGAGUUAUGUGAAUUUUUGUCAAAAGGCUCAGGUGCAAGCAAGCAUUAUUGUGACUGAAACUGAUCAAAUUCAGAAUGGAAUCGUUCAUCUGGUGGAGCAGUACGGGAUCAAGAAGCUCAUUAUGGGGUCAACACCGGAUAAUUGCUUCAAGUUGAAAGGGAUCUAUAAUAAGGCAGCUUUUUUGGCAAAAUAUGCUCCUUCAUUUUGCGAAAUAUGGUUUGUUUGCAAAGGCCGACAUAUCUGGACAAGGGAGGCCAGCUCAGACUCAGACUCUUACUUCUCUAUUUAUGGUCCAGAUGACAACACACUUCGAAAAAGACUAUGCUUUAGUUCCUUAAAUAACUUUAACAACCACAGUCUCAUACCCAAUCAAGAAUAUAUCGCAAAUGACACUGUCGCCACAGCAGACCCACACGGAGACAGAAGUGUAGAUCUGACAGAAUGUGAUACCAACUUUAUGUAUAAUACUCACGUUUUUGGUAAUUUAAAUUUACAAGAACCAACUCCUUUAGCCAGAAUUGAUUCCGGUUUUUCAUCGGAGACAGAACAAAAGCUUGAGCAGGACUUUGUGUAUGACAAUCUCAAAGAAGUUGCAAUCGAAGCCGAAAGAUCUAAAAAGGCGGCUUUUGCAGAACUAGUGAAGCGCAAGCAAAUAGAAUCGGAAGUUGCAGAAGCUUUUGCUAGGGUUGAAGCUUCUAAAGCAGCCCAAGCCCGUGAAACCAAAAUUAGAGAAGAACUUGAAGCUCAGUUGUUAACCAUCAAGAGACGGCGUGAGGAGCUCUUGAAUCAGAGAGAUGAAGAUGUGAGAGAGCUGGAAAGUGCCAUGAGGAUGUUAGCCGUCCUUGAUUCCCGUGCUCAAGAAGCGGCCCUUUGCAGGGAUGACGCUGCUGCGGAACUUGAGGCCAUCCAGUCUUCCAUUGAGAUCCUCAAGCUAAAGAGACAAAACAUCAAACAUCAGGCAGACAAAGGUGUUGGCCAGCGCAGCCACAACAUAUCUCCGAACUGCAAUGUGAUCGGGUUUGUCGACGAUUCGUAUAAGUUCACAGAAUUCACCUUGUCGGAUCUGCAAACUGCUACUUGCGAUUUCUCGGAAAGCUUCAAAAUGGGGCAAGGAGGCUAUGCUUGUGUAUAUAAAGGAGAAAUUAUGAGUAGAAGUGUAGUGAUCAAAAAAUUGCUUUCACAUAAUUUCCGAGGCUCCAUGGAGUUUCAACAAGAGGUUUAUGUUCUUAGCAAACUGAGGCAUCCUCAUCUUGUUACCCUAAUCGGUGCUUGCCCAGAAGCCCUAGCUCUUGUUUACGAGUAUUUACCAAAAGGGUCCCUCCAAGAUUGCCUCUUCUCGCGAGGCACCAAUCCACCAUUAACAUGGAAAAUGCGUGCCAGGAUUAUUGCUGAGGUCUCAAGCGCGCUCCUCUUUCUGCACUCCUCCAAACCGGAAAAGAUCAUCCACGGUGAUCUAAAACCUGAUAACAUCUUUCUCGAUUCAAACUUCCACUCCAAGAUCUGUGAUUUCGGUAUUUGCAGACUAGUCCCUGAGGAAACAGUAAAUUACCCCUUGUUCCGGAGAAGCACAGAGCCUAAAGGUUCAUUCCCUUAUUCUGACCCGGAAUAUCAGAGAACCGAACUUUUGGCUCCAAAGUCCGAUGUAUAUUCCUUUGGGAUCAUUAUCCUUCAGAUUCUCACAGGAAAACUGCCUCUAGGGUUACCGAAUGAAGUAAGGCGGUGCAUGUCAUUGGGGAAGCUGUCAUCGAUAUUGGAUCCGACAGCUGGAGAGUGGCCAACUGAUGUGGCGAUAAGGCUCGCAGAGUUUGGCUUGCAAUGCUGCGAGUUGAAUGUUCGUGAUCGGCCUGAGUUGACGCCGGAAAUUGUGAGGGAGUUGGAACAGCUACAUUUGAUGAAGGAAAGGCCGGUGCCUUCCUUCUUCCUAUGCCCAAUUCUUCAGGAAAUAAUGCAUGAUCCACAGGUGGCGGCGGAUGGCUUCACUUAUGAAGGGCGCGCUUUGCGGGGUUGGUUGGAGAAUGGUAGAGAAACAUCUCCUAUGACCAAUUUGAAGCUAAAGCACCUGAAUCUUACUCCCAACCACGCUCUUCGAUUCGCCAUCCAGGAUUGGCUUUGCCAAUCUUGAGGAUUUGGAUAGCGAAGAGUUUGUUUGUAUUUCAAUAUCCAAUACCAACAGUUGUUUUAUCAUCUUCUUUAUUGUUUCUUGUGUAAAUCUGUGUAAAUUCAGAUGUAGCUUUGUACAUAAAGUGUAUAGCAUAGCGAUAUCGACGUAGCCUAGCUGUAGAAGACUAGAGUUUACUGCAGUUAUGCAAAAAGAAAUGCGGUUUAGUUCUUGGUGAGAUUUUUGUACCCUGAUGAUCACUGGCUUAUUUAUAUACAAUCCUUUGUGGCCCAGUCUUAUGCAAUACGACAGUUGUCAUUUGGUAUAA
Ananas comosus (pineapple) is the source of this 3038-nucleotide messenger RNA. RefSeq names its product U-box domain-containing protein 33-like. The coding region runs from base 119 to 2734 and encodes 871 amino acids. The record is from RefSeq and is a predicted model, not a curated record. Lineage: Eukaryota; Viridiplantae; Streptophyta; Magnoliopsida; Poales; Bromeliaceae. Gene Ontology annotation, molecular function: protein kinase activity; ATP binding; ubiquitin-protein transferase activity. The transcript is spliced from 8 exons. Gene Ontology annotation, biological process: protein phosphorylation; protein ubiquitination.